Geodia barretti is the source of this 1356-nucleotide messenger RNA. The record is from the annotation of a GenBank genome assembly. NCBI's taxonomy places the organism in Eukaryota, Metazoa, Porifera, Demospongiae, Tetractinellida, Geodiidae.
AUGCUCACCAUCCUCGCUUUCGUGCUCGUGGUGGGCACGCUCGUCGUCGUCCACGAGUUCGGCCACUUCCUCGCGGCGCGCUUCAUCGGAGUCCGCGUGGAGACCUUCUCGAUCGGAUUCCCUCCCAACAUCUACCGCCGACGGGUGGGUGAUACCGAAUGGACCAUCGGGCUGCUGCCGCUCGGCGGCUACGUCAAGAUGGCAGGAGACGCGCCGGGGCAGGGCGGGAGCGACCCUGCCGAACUCCAGAAUCGGACCCGCGGCGAACGCCUCGCCAUCCUCUUCGCCGGCCCGGCCAUGAAUUUCGUGCUGGCGGUGGCCAUCCUGUCGGGGCUUUUCUAUUUUGGGAUGGAGCGGCGGGUGGGCCUUUCCGAUCCCCCGGUCGUUUCCUACGUUGCCGAGGGAUCUCCGGCCAGCGUUGCCGGUGUUCGGGCCGGAGACCGGAUCGUGGCGAUUGCCGGGGAGCCGGUUCCCGACUGGCGCACCGCGAUGGAGCAGAUCAUCGUCCGGCCGGACCAGGAGGUCGUUUUCGCGGUGGAGCGAGCUGGAACGCCCACGCAGUUCCCGGUCACGGUGGCUUCCGUGGGGCCCGACGCGAUGGGCUACGCGGGGAUCGGACCUCCCGCGCCGCCAAUCAUCAAUGCAGUCAAACCCGGCAGCCCCGCGGAGGCGGCCGGCAUUCGUCCGGACGAUCUCAUCGUUCGGGUGGACGACAUCCGGGUGGGAAGUACCAACGAGGUGGCGGCGUUCGUGCGCUCCGCCGGGACCCGGGAGAUCUCCCUUGGAAUCGAGCGAGCCGGCAGGGAAAUCGUUGUUCCGGUCACGCCGCAGCUCGCUGAGAAUCCGGAAGGCGGCGAAGCUUCUCCCCAGGUCGGUGUGUACUUUCGGCUGCCCUUCCGCACAGUGAGGGCGGAAUCGAUCCCGGACGCGCUACGGGAAGCGGUCGCCGAGACCGCGCGCUGGGGAAGCCUCACUGUCGGCCAGCUCGGCCGCGUCGUUCGGGGGCAGGGCUCACCACGCCAGUUCUCGGGCCCUAUCGGGAUCGCGCAGGCGUCCGGCGACGCCAUCCGACGCGGUCCCACGGAAGUACUGUUGCUCAUGGCGAUCCUGAGCCUGAGCCUUGGAGUGCUCAACCUGCUGCCGAUUCCUGUCCUCGACGGUGGGCAGAUCGCCGUGCUGCUCGUGGAAUCGGCGGCCCGUCGCGAUCUCAGCCUCGGAGUGCGGAAGGGGCUGAUGGUCGCGGGCGCCGCCUUCAUGUUGCUGGUCUUCGUGCUGGUGAUCUACCUGGAUCUCUCGAAGACCGGACUGCUGGGAUCCACUUUCGGCGCCUCGCCGCCGCCUCCGCCGACGCCCUGA